Histoplasma mississippiense is the source of this 2247-nucleotide messenger RNA. RefSeq lists its product with no specific name. The transcript has a single exon. The record is from RefSeq and is a predicted model, not a curated record. Gene Ontology annotation, biological process: DNA-templated DNA replication; error-prone translesion synthesis. NCBI's taxonomy places the organism in Eukaryota, Fungi, Ascomycota, Eurotiomycetes, Onygenales, Ajellomycetaceae. Gene Ontology annotation, cellular component: epsilon DNA polymerase complex. Bases 1 to 2247 code for a protein of 748 amino acids. Gene Ontology annotation, molecular function: DNA binding.
AUGUCAGAACCAGCUUCUACAGCCGCCUCCAUUCUCCCCAUCCUGUUACCUCCGCCCACGUUACGUCCUCUUGCGUUCAGAGUAUUUACUAAAAAACAUAGCUUGACUAUUACAGCAUCUAGUUUACAGUCGCUCGCUACGUUUGUGGGGAAGAACUGCGGCUCAGGAUGGCGGGAAGAAGGCCUUGCAGAGCUCGUCCUAGACGAAAUCGCGAAAGCAUGGAAAAAGCGUGGAGGCGGAGUGAUCCUUGAGGAUAGCGAAAGUGGCAAUGCUUUGCUGAAGUCGAUAUUACGGGCUAUGGAAGCCAAUAUGAGUGGUGGGAGGGUUAUUAUUCGCGACCCCGCGAAGGGCGCAAGCGGUUCGACAUUGACAUUAGGCCACGAAGGCGCAGACAGUGAGCUGAGUCGAACUGGCAACCAAAACGAAAGUGGCCAAAAUAUUCACGAGGAAUCGUUGGAAAUAGAAGAAGAUAGCUCACUGAACGAUACAAGAAGGUGGAUUAAAAUUAUCAGCGCAUUCGAACAACAUCGCCCGGUCUAUAAUAUAAAUAAGAAGAAUUUCGACAUAAUAACUUCGCCUCCUUCCUUAUUCCCACCGCCUUAUCAGAGAGCCAAUAUUUUGAGAGAUCGAUAUAAUAUCAUUUACCAGAGGAUAUUACGCAAUGAGGCUUUUCGAAUUCCGCUCCAAGGAUCGACAUCCUCACAUUCCAGCACAACUCGUUACUAUAAACUGACAUCGAUUGCUAAUCUUCUGGGGAGGACUGGUACGUCGCAUCUGCUUCUUGGCCUUCUCUCUAUGUCCCCGGCAGGAGACCUUUCCCUAACAGACCCAACCGGAAGCAUCGCUCUUGAUAUUACACAUGCCCGCGCUAUUCCAGAAGACGGAGCAUGGUUCGCGCCGGGAAUGAUAGUCCUUGUCGACGGGAUUUACAGAGAGGAGGGAGUUGUAACCGGAUCUACAUUGAACGGAUCAGGCGGGGUUGGCGGAACAAUUGGUGGAACGUUUACUGUUGCCUCGGUUGGUGGACCUCCGUGUGAGCGGCGUGAAACUUCCACUGGUGCAGGCAAUCGGGGCGGGGAUGAUGCCAUGACCGUCGAAGGCGGAUUUGGCUGGGUUGACUUUCUAGGUGUCGGGAGUGAACGAGGCAGAGGUUAUCGGAUGCGACAAGUUGAAAAGAUAUGCCUUGACAAGGGCCCGCACUACGAGUUGCGGGAUAUAAGAAAGCGAAUAGUUGUCAUGAGUGAAGUCAAUCUAGACGUCCCAAAGACAGAAGGGGCGCUCACACAUGUCUUCGAAUGUUACGCUUCACUCCCGGAACAACAGUUACCAUUAGUCUUCAUUUUGAUUGGAAAUUUCGUCCAACAUGCUGUCAUUUCCGGCGGAGGGAGUGGGGGUAGUAUCGAGUGCAAGGAAUAUUUCGACAUUCUUGCUUCCGUCCUUUCAAACUAUCCGCGUCUCUUGCAAAACGCAACUUUUGUAUUUGUUCCGGGAGACAAUGACCCUUGGGCAUCUGCCUACUCUGCUGGCUCGUCUACGACGGUCCCACGAGAUGCAAUCCCUGAAUUAUUCACAUCCAGACUCAAACGUGCGUUUACGCAUGCUAAUAAUGAACUACCUUCUCGUACCAAACAUAUACCGGGUCAAGCCAUCUGGUCAUCCAAUCCCACACGUCUCAGCCUUUUCGGGCCCGUGCAUGAACUUGUCGUGUUCAGGGAUGACAUCUCAGAGCGCCUGAGGCGUACCUCGAUCGUUUUCAAACCACAGAACCCACAAGACACUUCACACACCUCAAACGAACCCACCGACGCGGGUAAUGAUAUGGUUGUAGAAAGGCUAGAUGAUGACGAAGCUCGCCCGGCGGAACGAGGUAAUGAGGAAGGAGAAGAACUCAAACAACAGCAGCAAAUAGAGGAUAAUCCCCACCAAAACUCAACUACAGCAUCCCAAAUAAAUCUCCAUGCAUCUCGAAAACUCGUCAAAACAAUUCUCGACCAAAGCCACCUCUCCCCCUUUCCCCAACACAUUCGGCCAGUUCUAUGGGACUAUGCGCCCGUCCUACAUCUCUACCCAUUACCAACUGCUAUGAUCCUAGCGGACUCUGGCGCAGAACCAUUUGCAGUUACGUACGAAGGAUGUCACGUUAUGAAUCCGGGCCGCCUCAUACCAGAGGGGAGUAGGAGCCUGGUGAGAUGGAUUGAAUAUGAUGUAGCGAAACGAAAGGGGAGUGUAAGAGAAGAGCUGUUUUAG